CUCGCGGCUUUCCGUCCGAGUCGGGCUCCCGGGCAGCGCAGGGCUGGCAGGCCGGCCGGGCUAGCGGGUGAUCGCGGAGGGCUAGGCGGGGUGCGGAGUCACCAGCCUUGUUCAGGUUCCCGUGGUUUCAAAUCAGAAUUGUUCAAACUCGUGGCAGCCCUGAACACUUCAUCUUGGUUUACUGAUUAAACCCAGUUGCAACCACAGGAGUAAUGAUCAUCUAUCAUAAAGACAAGUUCUGGAGACUAAAAAGGUUUUUCUACUUUGACUAUAUCAUGGAAAAUCAAUUGGCAAAAUCAAUUGAAGAACGGACAUUUCAGUAUCAGGAUUCUCUUCCACCAUUGCCUGUCCCUUCACUUGAAGAAUCGUUAAAAAAAUACCUUGAAUCAGUAAAGCCAUUUGCAAAUGAAGAAGAAUAUAAGAAAACUGAAGAAAUAGUUCAAAAGUUUCAAAAUGGAGUUGGUGAGAAAUUGCAUCAGAAAUUACUUGAAAGGGCUAAAGGAAAAAGAAACUGGCUGGAAGAAUGGUGGCUCAAUGUUGCCUACCUGGAUGUGCGUAUGCCGUCACAGCUCAAUGUGAACUUUGUGGGUCCUUCUCCGCAUUUUGAACACUACUGGCCUGCAAGGGAAGGCACUCAGUUAGAAAGAGGAAGUAUAAUUCUUUGGCACAACUUGAACUACUGGCAGCUGCUAAGAAGAGAAAAAUUGCCUGUACACAAAUCUGGAAAUACUCCUCUAGACAUGAACCAAUUCCGAAUGUUGUUUUCUACCUGCAAGAUUCCGGGAGUUGCUAGAGAUUCAAUUAUGAAUUAUUUUAGGACUGAGAGUGAAGGCCACUGUCCAACCCACAUUGCUGUGCUGUGUCGAGGCAGAGCUUUUGUCUUUGACGUGCUGCAUGAAGGAAGUUUGAUCACCCCACCAGAGCUCCUCAGACAACUGACGUAUAUCCACAAGAAGUGCUGUAGUGAACCUGUGGGGCCCGGCGUAGCAGCAUUAACCAGUGAGGAGCGGACGCGAUGGGCGGAGGCCAGAGAAUAUCUGAUUGGUCUUGAUCCAGAGAACUUGACUUUAUUAGAAAAAAUUCAAACCAGUUUAUUUGUGUAUUCUAUAGAAGACACCAGUCCAGAUGUAACCCCGGAAGAUUUUUCUCAGGUCUUCGAAAUGCUUCUUGCUGGAGAUCCAGCAGUACGCUGGGGUGACAAGUCCUAUAAUUUGAUUUCCUUUGCUAAUGGAGUAUUUGGCUGUUGUUGUGAUCAUGCUCCUUACGAUGCAAUGGUUAUGGUGAAUAUUGCCCAUUAUGUUGAUGAGAGAGUCUUAGAGACGGAAGGAAGAUGGAAGGGUUCAGAAAAAGUCCGGGAAAUACCACUUCCUGAGGAGCUGGCUUUCACUGUGGAUGAGAAAAUACUAAGUGACAUCUACCAAGCCAAAGCCCAGCACCUCAAAGGGGCGUCGGAUCUCCAGAUCGCAGCACGUGCUUUUACAGCUUUUGGCAAAAAGCUCACCAAGAAGGAGGCCCUGCAUCCUGACACCUUUAUUCAGCUGGCACUUCAGCUCGCCUACUACAGACUUCACGGACGUCCUGGUUGCUGCUAUGAAACAGCUAUGACAAGAUACUUUUACCAUGGCCGAACAGAGACUGUACGCUCGUGUACAGUGGAGGCAAUCAGGUGGUGCCAGUCCAUGCAGGAUCCCUCUACCAGUCUUCUUGAACGGCAGCAAAAGAUGUUACAAGCUUUUGCAAAGCAUAAUAAGAUGAUGAAAGAUUGUUCAAAUGGAAAAGGAUUUGACCGUCACCUUCUAGGUCUUUUGCUUGUAGCAAAAGAGGAAGGCCUCCCUGUUCCAGAGCUAUUUGAGGACCCUCUUUUCUCCAGAAGUGGAGGAGGUGGGAACUUCGUUCUCUCCACAAGUCUGGUUGGUUACUUACGAAUCCAGGGAGUCGUGGUUCCCAUGGUACACAAUGGAUACGGGUUUUUCUACCACAUCCGAGACGACAGGUUUGUGAUGGCAUGUUCGGCCUGGAGGUCAUGUCCAGAGACUGAUUCAGAAAAGCUAGUUCAGAUGAUUUUUCAUGCUUUCCACGAUAUGAUACAGUUGAUGAACACCGCUCAUCUUUAGAGACUCAGAGACAGACACAGAUCAACUCGGUACAGAGAGUAGAUGGAGAAAUGACCUGGAAGGAAUGUUGACUUAAAGGAGGAGACUUGUUAAGUGUGGUGAUUAGCAGAGUCUUGCUCUCUAGAUUUAUUCUACCUUAGAAGGUGGAAGCAUCUCAAAACUUCCGGUGUUGCAGCAGCAAUGUGAAGUCAGACAUAGUGACACAGAACGUCUGUGCAGUGUCUAAUGGAAGCCUCAACAAUGCACUCUCACCGUUAUGACAAUGCAAAUCCUACUCUAACUUUAAAAUACCUUUCUUGGCACAUGUAUAGACUGCAAGUCCUCUGUGAACAUAAUUGUAGACUACUUUUCAAGCACUUUUAAUAUUUUCUAAUUGCCAGAGGUUAUAUAAAGCACAUGGUUAGAUGCUAAUUUCCCUGAAGUCAGUGCCUUCCAUACCCAGUACAGGGAUACAAGCCUAUUAGGUCUCAUGGGAAAACCACUACAGUUCAAUAGUGAUCUCAAAAUGCUCCUUUGAACAGACAAAAGAAUCAAGUUGUAUUAGAAGUAUUUACAUUAAUACAGAAAAAAAGUCCCAGCAAAACUCAUAUGGUACAUUGUAAUUCAUUCUGUGAAUACAAAAUUAAGGCACUUACAUUUAAACCUAAUUGUUAGAGGUAGUGACUUUGAAAGGGUUAAAUGUUGAAUAUUAUUCUCAGGACUUUACAGUUGUUUCCCAUUGAUAUUCAAUUGUGUGGUUUAUAUUUUCAAAGAAUAAAGCAUCCAGAAUCAUAAA
Molecule: messenger RNA, 2889 nt
Organism: Peromyscus eremicus (cactus mouse)
Lineage: Eukaryota; Metazoa; Chordata; Mammalia; Rodentia; Cricetidae
Gene: Crot
Product: carnitine O-octanoyltransferase
Exons: 19
Coding region: 213-2114 (633 amino acids)
Cellular component (GO): peroxisome
Molecular function (GO): carnitine O-octanoyltransferase activity
Source: RefSeq, a predicted model, not a curated record